GAGGGGCAAAAUGGCUGACAUAGUAAUGUCAUGUUGUAUGUCUGACCAGGAAAGGGAGCAGAAAAGUCGAAGUAGGAGCAUAGACAAAACUCUAGCCAAGGAGAAAGUUCAGUUUAGAAGGACAAUUAAGAUUCUGUUACUCGGAGCCGGAGAAAGUGGUAAAAGUACAUUUUUGAAACAAAUGAGGAUUAUCCAUGGACAAGACUUCGACGAUGAAGCCCUCCGAGAGUUUAGGAUUGUCAUUUAUGCAAACAUUGUCAAAGGUAUGCGUGUACUUAUAGAUGCUAGAGACAAGUUAGGGAUACCGUGGGGAAAUGAAGCUAAUGCAAAGCAUGCAAGCUAUGUCUUCAGUUAUGACACAAACAACAAAUUAGACGAGACGACGUUCUGGGACUAUGUUGAACCAAUGAAAAAUCUAUGGGGAGAUUCUGGUAUUCUAGCUGCCUUCGACAGAAGAAGAGAAUUUCAGCUGAUGACGAAGAGGAUUAUGGGUGAGUCACUAAAGUACUUCCUGGACAGUCUUCACAGGAUCGCAGUGAGAACCUACAUUCCAAACAAACGGGACAUACUUCAUGCCAGGAAGGCUACAAAGGGCAUCAUAGAACACACCAUUGAGAUUAGUGGUGUGCCCUUCUUGUUCGUGGAUGUGGGAGGGCAGAGGUCACAGAGACAGAAGUGGUACCAGUGUUUCGAGGGUAUAACGUCCAUUCUAUUUCUGGCGUCGUCCAGUGAGUACGAUCAGGUGUUGCUCGAGGACAGGAAAACAAACCGGCUUCAGGAAUCCUGCAUUAUAUUUGAGACAAUUAUUAACAACCGGAACUUCAAAAACGUGGCAAUUAUCUUGUUUCUGAAUAAAUAUGACCUGCUGCAAGAGAAAGUGACACUAGUGAGUAUCAAAGACUACUUUCCCGAGUUUGAAGGAAACCCACACAACCUGGAGGAUGUGCAGAAUUUUAUGUUGACAAUGUUUGACUCGCGGCGCCGGGAGCGGAUGAAACCUCUUUUCCACCACUUUACCACAGCAAUAGACACGGAAAACAUCAAGUUUGUGUUUCAGGCAGUGAAGGACACUAUUCUUCAGGAUAAUCUCAAAUCAUUAAUGCUACAGUGAGGCUCUUUCAACCUGACCCAGGGGCUAGGUAAUUAGGUACACUGAUGAUGUUUGUAGCUCCAGCCCUCCCCUGACCCUGGGGUUAGGUAGUGAAAGGUACCCCGGAAUAGUUCCUACCCCUUGGGGCGUGCUGGACUUUGUGAACUCUCCUCCCUCAGCCAGAGCCUGAGGUAUAGUGUGGCUACCUCCUAUGCCUUGUGUCAGGUACAGCGAGGCCCCCUCCCACCUCCAGACCCUGGGGCCUGAUGUACGCAACGAAGUGGUGACCAUAAACACUGCUGACCUGAGCCUUAUUGAGGCUUACAUAUAUGUUUGUUCCCACCUCGACUCAGUGCCAAUAUAUACUGAUCAUGAAUAGCCCCAUUUCUGCUAUUACACGCCUGAGGUGCUGUACUCCUUAAGCUCUACCCACUCCGAUAUACUGAGCCGAGGUUGAUGCAGUUGGUAGAGAAGCAGGCAUUCUGGGACUGUUAUGCGUGGGUGGUGUCAUGACCAACAAUUAUCACGAACAAUUUAUACACGUGUAGGCUAAGCUUGACCAGGACAACUUUCAGUGAUUUGUCAUAUCUUGGAUAACCUAGCUACGUACAUGUACAAUACCUGACGGGGUGGGAUUUAUUGCUUAUUUCUGUGAAAACAGCAUAAAUACAAACACAGUUUCUGCUACAGCCUCCUACGUUUUUUGUGUGCUGAUAAUAAUUCUGUCCUUCAGAUUUCCAAACUGGCCGUAUGUGUGACAAUAGAAGCUGUUUAAUCUGCUCAAAGACUGAAGACCAGCUGUGGAACAAGACUAAAAUAUAGUUAAAUACCAGUGUUAGUGUAUUUCAUUUUCCGAUUUUUCGCAUUUAUGGUGAAGGAUUGUAACAAUAUAAUCACUAUACUAGUAUUGAUACAUUUCAUACACAGUAUAUAAAUACAUAUAUAUGCAUACCAGGACUAGAUAUUGUAUUCACAUUCGUAACAUACAUAAUACUGAGAGAGCUCGAGUUAACCCUUUCACCACUGUAGGCCAUAAUGGACUCAUCCAGAUCGAUGCUUCAUGUCAUGGUAGAGUCUAAUAAAGUUGCAUAGGGGUGAAAGGGUUAAAAAAAAAAUCUCAGUAUGGGUGAAGACUUUUUUAAUUUUCACAAUUUUUUGUAGAUAUACACAUAAUUGUCAGGCCAAAGAGCCAAUUGAAAGUGAAGCUUAUGCCACGGUGUGGUGUUCAUCCUACUCAGCUUUUUCUCUUAUGGAAUUGACAAAGUGUUGGUAUAUUUUUUUUGACACAAAAUUCACAAUCAAAGAUGGCCAUCCUUGCCUUCAAUUUAAUUACACAAGAUAUUUUUAACUUCGGAGAUUCUACCAGGUCAGUUUUAACCAAGUUUGACACAGAUAUUUGUUUUAACGUGUUGAGACCAGGUGUUGUUACUUUUGCAAAUUUUAUUCCCAAUAAGUCAAGAAGUCCAAAAUGGCCACCAUGGUCUGGAAAUUUCGGAACCAUUUUCAACUUUUCUAGUUAAGAUCAACAAAUAUAGAUAGGUGAAUGUUACAGGCCCAAUGAGCCUCUUAUUUCAGGGUUGGGUGUAGGGUUUUGGGAGGGGAGGGGAUAACAGAAAGCCAAGUUGUCCUAAUUACGAAGUAAUUAAGACCAUAAAUUUGAUUUUAAUCCAAAGAUUUAAUUGUCAAAUGCUGAUUGGCUAAAGCCAUGUAUGAUGUGCUGUUAUUUAGUGAUUGGCUGAUGCCCAGUGAUGAGGUACUUGAUGAUUGGUUGAGGCCACCGAGGAUGGUGAGGAAUUAAUAUAUGAGCAGCACGAUGCUGAACUGACCUCCUGACAACAUUGCUCAGUGUGUAAUCCCGUCGACCCACAAUGGUUGUGAUAAGGGGUAGUACAUCGAGUACGCCCCAAACUGUCACAGCCCGUAGUUACAAAUGUAGCGUGUUUGACUGUAUAAACAUAUUCUAUACGUAUACCCGUGUGGAUGCAUGGUUAGUGACUUAUUUGUAUAUAUAUUAUAUAUAUAUAUAUAUAUAUAUCCGAGUAUGAGUAUUAAUUGCAACAGAGUAUUUCAUUUUAUUUUAUUUUGUCAUCUGUUUCAAACAGACAUAUAUAUACGAUUGCUGUAUUGUAAGGUGGGCCUGUAUGCAAAAUACAUUUUGUGUGGUUAAAUUAUAGCUCUAUAAAACAAGUUUUUAAGAAUGUGCACAUGAAAAAUUAUAGAUUGAAUGAGUGAGAUUUAUUUGCGUUUAGCUUCUACAUGAGUUAUAUAUUAUGGUAGACUUAUGCAUGUGUUAAUUAUAUCUAUAAAGAUGAUAUAAUGUAUAUAAGAAUUUGCGAACAUGUACUUGGAGAAGACUAGAUAUAUACAUAUAUAUACCGACAUAAAUAUUACGUAUAAGUUUUUGUAACAGUAAGCAAGAAAUGUACAUGUGCACAACAUUUACUAUAAUACUUGGUCAGUAAAUAAAAUUAUAAAUAUCAGGAUAAUAUUUGGUACAUACAACGCAGGGACACGGACAUGCAGAAUGAGAUAAUUUAGGUAUAAGUUGUCUUAUUCCUAUUUAUUCUUUUUUUUUAUAUCUGAUUUUCUGAAAAUGACACAAUGCGAUAAAAAUUACUUAAUACUGUUUUGUUGAAUUUAAUUUUGUUACCAAAAUAUGAAAUGACACUGCUCCAUGAUUUUUUUUUAUCCGGUAAUUAUAAGAAUCUUGCAAGUUCAUGCUCUUACAGCAGUUACUGUAUUAUAGUGUACUGGUUUUGUAGUCACCAGAUUUUAUGCCAAAUAACGUUUCAUAUUCCUAACAGUCAACUUGGUUAUUCCUAAAGGUUUCCCAAUUCCCUUGCAUGAGUUAGUUAAUUCAUUCACCCCUGAAAUUACUUAAUGAACUAUUCCAACCUUUGAGUUGGAAGAGUUCAAAUGUGUCUUCAUCAGGGGUGAAUGAUCUGUUAAUGAAGUUGAACUGCGUUCGAAAACGUAGAAUUCCUAUAUAUAUAUAUAAAUUAAUAUAACUAAAGAUAUCAAAAAUAAAUAAAUUCAGAAAAAGAUUUCUUUUUGUUGCUAGUUAGACCAUAAAUAUGGCUGUCACAUUAAAUUGUUCAUGCAGUAUUCCAAUAUUUUUACUAUGAAAUCCACAACCAACUGACACCGUGAACCUUUUAACCCUUUCACCCCUAAGUAACUUUAGUAGACUCUACCAUGCAUUUAUCUGGAUGAGUCCAUUAUGGUCUACAGUGGUGAAAGGGUUAAACACAAUCUAAAGGCAGAAGUUUAUAAUGUGUCACAUUCUGACUAUUUGAAUAAGAAUCAUAUUUGCAAACUGAUAUAUGGUAAUUCUGAUAUAUACUAUUACAAUUCAAGCCAGUACGUCCAUUGAGCUAGACAUCUCUUGUUCCUGUUAUCUUUCUAUGUACUGUACAUGUAUCAAUACGGCUUAGAAGAUGCUCAGUGCAAUUUACUCUGAAAAACAAGUACACUUCUCCAGAAUUACUUCCAAAAAAUAUGCUGGUAGCCAUUUUUAUAGUAGGAUAGACUUUAAGAAUCUGGAAAAUGUUUUGCUUUUGAUUAAUGGGCACAUCAAACACGAUAGACAGAGGGAUGAUAGAAAAAUGACAAAUGAAUUUAUUACAUACUGUUGAAAAUUCAACUUUGAAACCUUACCAAUAUUUUAUUUUGACAAGAGUGGUACAAGAUCAAUGAUACCGAAAUAACCUGUAUUCUGCUUUAUACAAACAUUAAAACAAAGACCAAACAUGUAGAUUUUUUUAUUUUUAGGUUGUUAUGGGAAAUAAUGAGGAUUUCAGAGCUUUUUAACCUAUUCACCCCUGAAAUUUCAUAAUGGACUAUUCCAACCUUUGAAUUGGAAGAGUUCAAAUGUAUCUUCAGGGGUUUAUGAGUUAACUAGUGAGGAAUUCAAAAUUUUAUUGUUCUCUAUAUAUAACAACAAUGUACGAGUAUAAUUUUUCGCUUGAUACAUUGUUUAAUUGUACAUUUUCUAGAAUCAUAAUGAAUAAAACUAGCACCUCAUGGGUACAGUACUGAGGUGAUCAGCUGAUUUGUAGCAGCUGCCAGCUGAUACAGAACAGAUGUGAUCGUGUAUUUGUCAACAUGUUUAGCUCACCUAUUGGAAGAAUAAGGAAAACCUAUAUGUGAAGUCAUCCUCAGUCUGGCCAUAAUAAAUAUAAGUACUAGGUUAAAAGUUUUAGCGGAAAUGUUGACAGUCAUAAACAAAACCUUCAGUAUUUGUACUAAGAUGCUGAUACAUGUGUUUGUUAUAUAUAAAUGGAGAGUCCGGAGGGGUCCAGUAUUGAUGUAGUCAGUCAAAUUUCUAGACUUUUUUUACCUGUUUUGGACCAAAUAAUGUGUACUGUGAAAUUUUCACCGCAGUUUAAUUUUCGCCUUUUUCACCCUCCAUGGACACAGCGAGGGCGAAAUUAUCAUAACAGCGAACAUUAUUGAAAAACAUAAUAUACAUAGUAAUUAAAUUUGAAGGGUGAAAGUCAUGCUGGGCAAAUAUGUAUUUUACUGGUCAAGGGCGAAAGUUUCGACUGGGCGAAAAAAUUACCGAUUUUCAGUAUUUUCCCCAAUAGGUGAGCUUUGCUGUAGUCUCCAGUAGCUCUUUCAUUGCCUUGGUAGAACUUAUACUUUAUCUGUGUAUUUAGAUCUACAUUCGUGGGAAAUAUUGCACAACUAAAAUUUACGCACAAUAUAUAUCUUACAGUGACCAUGAUUAUGCCCUAGCUAGCUAGUAACAAAGGGAUACCAUUGGUUUCCUUCAGGUUGACCUCCUGCUUAUUUUAUGGUGACUUGAAAAGUGACCUUCCGAUAAACUUGAAGGUUGACCUCUGACCUCUUUGAUAUAUAUAACUAUCAGGGUACAUUUUGUUUCAAGCUUGGUGAGUGAUCAGCAUUUUAUCUGUUAAACCACGGAAUUAGAUUAGUUAUCUUAGUCUGUGGUUAAACUUUGCUUCAUUCUCUCUUGUAGAAAUAUUAUAUAUAUAUAUAUAUUCUUUGAUAAUUAGCUUCAUAUAUAUCUAUAUUUCCAGAUUUUUUGUAGUUUUUUAGUUUCUUCGGAAAAGGGUAUAUGUAACUACAAAGGUACUUUUGAUUCAGAUCUACUAUUUAGAAAUACAUUUAUACAUUUAUAUAAGGUUAAGUGGACAUAAAAAUAUGUUUACACCCUGGAAUUGCACAAAUAUGCUAUGUAAACUUCUACACACACUUUUAUGUACUGUUAUCAAGGACAAUAAUUUAGUUUAAAUACCAAUUUGGAUUAAAUUUUCAUGUGAAUGUAACAUUUUUGAUAGAUAACCAUUCUUGGAAAAUUGCACAACAUUGAUUUUAAAGGCUUUUGAUAUUUUUUUCUUUUUUUUUUUCUUUUGGAAAAUAUAUAUCUUUAUUGACAAAAUAAACUGCUGAUAAAAAGUUUCAGUUUCGGUGUUCAUGGACUUUUUUUACUCUGAAACUAUUCUUCGCCUCUGUUUGAAAAAAAUUAGUGAGUGUAUUCUACCUGUUUUUGUGAUUUAUUUACCUGAAAGGAACUUAAACAUUGUCUAGCUGUUUUGAGUGUGAAAUGUAGACUGUUCUAAAGGAGUAUUUUACAUUUAGAUAUAUUCAAGUUUUGUGAUACCACUUUGGAGGAGGUGUUUUUUUUCCGGAGCCUUUUUUACUUGCCACACACAAAAGCUAACCCUCCAUAUAAUGAUGAACCACAUUCAUGGUCUUCUUUUUUUUUCAAUUGAAUUUUGUGAGGUGUAUGUUUGAUUUUGCGUCCCCAUUUUAUGCUCGCUUUAACGUCCAGAAACAUUUGGAAAAAUCAUUCAUCGUUUAAUUAAGUCAUCAUUUUUUAAUGCUUUAUAUAAAAAAUCAAUUUGUGUAAUAUAAUGCUAUUCAUUAAUCCAUAACAUUUUUUGAGUGCAAUUUACUAAGCAAAAGGGAACCUUGUGGUAGUUUUAUUAUACAAGUUUAAUAAUAAGAUAGGUUCCGGAAUAUGUGCAAUUUUUUUUUCAUAAAUUUUACAUAAAUGGAAAUCAUUUUGUGAUCUUGUUUCAGAUUAUGCCAGGAAAUCGUAAUGUUCAAUGUAUAAUUUGGUUUCAAAUCUUUUUGGAUAAACAGACAAUGUGAGAUUAUCGUUGUUACUAAGGUUACAGUGUCUGUUAUGUCCUUGCUUCAGAGACACAAAUUAUCAUUGAAGUGUGCUGUAAUUUAAACCAAUGAUUGUCUUACAUUGCUUCAGUAGAUUUAUAUAUAAACUAUAUACCUGACCAAAUAUGGUCCCAUAUUCAGUAGGCUGAAUCUCGCAUCACUUCUGCAGGAUUUUUCAAAAUUCGGGGACAGUGUCGUACGGGGCGUUCCAUCUGGGUUUUUUUUAUGCUUCUCUCCGUAUUAAGGAUCCCCAUACCACUGCCAAAAACUUAAAGUUCUAUGUUU
Mizuhopecten yessoensis (Yesso scallop) is the source of this 7516-nucleotide messenger RNA. Its product is annotated as guanine nucleotide-binding protein subunit alpha-12-like. Gene Ontology annotation, biological process: Rho protein signal transduction; adenylate cyclase-modulating G protein-coupled receptor signaling pathway. The record is from RefSeq and is a predicted model, not a curated record. NCBI's taxonomy places the organism in Eukaryota, Metazoa, Mollusca, Bivalvia, Pectinida, Pectinidae. The transcript is spliced from 4 exons. The coding region runs from base 11 to 1111 and encodes 366 amino acids. Gene Ontology annotation, molecular function: G-protein beta/gamma-subunit complex binding; D5 dopamine receptor binding; GTPase activity. Gene Ontology annotation, cellular component: brush border membrane; heterotrimeric G-protein complex.